AUGGCAGUGCCAGAGGCGAUGAGAGCAAAGGCGCUAUCGCAGCUCAUCACGGUGCUGAAGGACCUCGAGGAGUUCAAGCGCGUGCCGGAGAAGGGCAGCCUUUACGCCGAGGCGAUGGUGGCUGCGAUGUGCGCUGCAUUCGCGGACAAGGAGUCCUUCCGCGACCAGCUGCUAGGCGUGCUGGCGAACAUUCGAAGCGUCGAUGGAGAGCUGGCGAAGAUCGGCCCCACUGCUCUCGCCACAAUGAAGCCGCAGGAGAUUCUGUCAGCACGGCAGCGACGGGAUCGUGACCGUUUCUUGCGGAAGAGGACCCGCGAGCAGAUCGUGUACGAUGAGAUUAAGAUGCUGUGCGCCACAUGCAAACUUGUUCGGCCCGACCGCCUCAACCUCAAUCACAUUGCACUGGAUUCGGAGGAGAACGGGACCCAGUUCGACUACAACUUUGAUAACUUGUGCCAAUGCAGCCACCACAGCAGUGAGGAUACCUCCAGCACGUCUUCCGCGGACGAGACGACGCCGGAACGGGACAACACCGAAGACGGCCCUACACACUCAUAA
Molecule: messenger RNA, 558 nt
Organism: Trypanosoma grayi
Lineage: Eukaryota; Euglenozoa; Kinetoplastea; Trypanosomatida; Trypanosomatidae
Exons: 1
Coding region: 1-558 (185 amino acids)
Source: RefSeq, a predicted model, not a curated record